This is a messenger RNA of Macroventuria anomochaeta, 1044 nucleotides long. RefSeq lists its product as uncharacterized. The transcript is spliced from 2 exons. The annotation marks the transcript as partial. Lineage: Eukaryota; Fungi; Ascomycota; Dothideomycetes; Pleosporales; Didymellaceae. The record is from RefSeq and is a predicted model, not a curated record.
AUGGGCUGGAGAUUACUUGACUGUGCGGAGUCUACAGUCAACUGUACAUUGAAGAGGACGAGUGUUCCCGCAGAUCCAGAUGUUGCUGGUAUAGGCAUCAUUGUCGGUUUCCUAUCCACAACAUGUCUUGCGUUUCUGAUUGCAUUUACGGUCCUCUUUUUGGAUCGAUUUAACGACAUCAUCAACUUCUACAGGAAAACUUUCACGAACAACAAGACACCAUACGAACAGAAUCACGAUGAAAAAGACCGCCAAAAGUACUGGCGCUCAGUAGUAUUCUGGUCGCGCGUUCUCAGCAAGAAUCUCCUUGCCUUUUCGGACACUCAGCUUCUCACCGGACUUGCUAUUCAGUUUACUGCAAUGAUAAAACAUUGCUCUAUGUCUGUCUAUCAUUUCAGAAUCGUUACUGACCUUGCUUUUCUCACCACAGUGACACACCUUCUCACCGUUGUGGCCCUACGGGACUAUUUUGUCAGAAACAAAUGGAUCAACCUUCCGCGCAUUUUCUUCAUGCUGGCCAAUCUCGCCUUAUUGGGAUACACGUCCUUCAUCUCAUAUUCCUACGACAUCGUCGAUCUACAUCUCUCUGACUCCCUGGCCUGCUUCUUCAAGGGCGACCGACCAGAAUUCAAGGCAGCUUUUGGCGGCAAGUGGGCAGCGCUGCUAAUUGGCGCGAUUGGAGGGCAUGUAGCCGUGAUAGCAGCCAUGUACUGGCUCCAGGACCCUAAAGAGAGUAACAAGAAAGGAACAUGGUGGUGGUGGAUCUGGUACGGUGGCGCUGUCUUCCGCACUUGGAUCAUUGCACCAGCCUACUCUAUUUACGGUAUCUACAUGGCUGCCGACGGGCUCCAAUACACUCAAGCUCUCGGUAACCCUCCAGAAGGCGUUUUGAUUGAAGGGGAUGAGAGUGCUUGGAAUUUUGGCCAGUUUCUUCCGGUGCUGCUGCUCGCUCUACCGCUCUUCGCUGGGUGGGAGAGCUUCUGGGAGGAGAAGGACGAAGAUCGCGAGACUCGAUUCGGAGACCACCACGCAAGAAAAUCGCGA